Molecule: messenger RNA, 4332 nt
Organism: Spirodela intermedia
Lineage: Eukaryota; Viridiplantae; Streptophyta; Magnoliopsida; Alismatales; Araceae
Source: the annotation of a GenBank genome assembly
AUGGCGUCCUCCUCAGGUCCUCCCUCCUCGAACAGCAGUGGCGGCGGAAUUGGCGGCGGCGGAGGCUACGAAAUUCCGUGGGUCGAGAAGUACAGACCCACCAAAGUCUCCGAAGUCGUCGGCAACGUCGAUGCCGUCUCCAGGCUCCAAGUCAUCGCUCGAGAUGGGAACAUGCCCAAUCUCAUCCUCUCCGUAAGCUUCACUACUCUCUCUAUCGUUCCUACGACUGGAGAUUUGGGUUCUAAGAAGCUGUUCCCGUGGUUCCUCAGGGCCCUCCGGGAACCGGGAAGACAACCAGUAUUCUCGCCCUCGCCCACGAGCUUCUCGGCGCCAACUGCAAGGAAGCCGUCCUCGAACUGAACGCCUCCGACGACAGGUAAGAAGAAUUAAAGAGCGAUCGAAUUAAUUCGUCCGCACGAUUCGACGACUCUUCCUGCUUCGUUGUAUCGCCAGGGGGAUCGAUGUGGUGAGGAACAAGAUCAAGAUGUUCGCCCAGAAGAAGGUGACACUACCUCAGGGUCGGCAAAAGCUGAUUAUCCUGGACGAAGCGGAUAGGUAUUGUUUCUGAUUUCGGCUUCUGUUUCUGGCCUGGGCCUGUAUAUUGAUCCUGAGAAAAAUGCCUCUGUGGUGAUUGCGGGGGGGCGUGAAGCAUGACAUCAGGAGCACAGCAGGCUCUUCGGAGGACCAUGGAAAUAUACUCGAGCACCACUCGGUUUGCCCUGGCAUGCAACACUUCCUCGAAGAUCAUCGAGCCCAUCCAGAGCAGAUGCGCGCUAGUCCGCUUCUCGAGGUUAUCAGAUCAAGAAAUCUUGGGCCGCUUGAUGGUGGUGGUUGACGCUGAGAAGGUAGGAGGCAUUGCGCUCAUUUUCUCUGGCCUCUUUUAGACGUUAUUUCUCAGGCUGAUUUGAGGGCUGUGGAGAUGUGAAGUAACUAUGUUAAUUGUAAUUGGUUAUCCAUGUAGAUGCCUUCCUUUCAUCCAAAUAAAUGAAUCUCUCCGUUGCCAUUAUCUAUGUAUGUUGGAGCUUUUUGAUAUCCCUAACAUGAAUACUAAACCUGAGGUAUAUCUUCAGUUCAAACUUUUUAGGCCUGCAACUAGUCGUACAAAUUCAAAAAAUCUGAUCCUUGUUUGUUUUUUUUUUCAUUUUAGUGUUUCAGCCAUAUUCUUCUUUGCUAGGUUGUGAAUUUUUCUUUGUCGAAUAAAACCCACAAAAAGAGAGCUGAAUAAUCAAGUCCAGGUACUAAGAUUGGUCAAUAAUUCACUCAUCGUACUCUAGUUGACCGAUUUUUGGUCGAAUUCACUCAAAUGAAGGUGGAAUUAAUGGCUUUUUGGACGUCUCCUCUGGACGCACAGUGGAAAGAGAAGAAAAUGGAGAGGAAAGAGGGCUGCCCACUCCUGCUAUUGCCUACCCCUGCUGUCAAUAGCCCCUGCCAGAGUUGAAUCUCCCACUGGAAAAUGAACAGCAUCAGGGUACAAAAGCUGUAAUUGGUCUCUUCUAUUUUUAUUCUUUCAGGAUAUGUGUAGUCUCCUUUAAAAGAUGACUUGAGCCUAAUGAGGCCGUCCCAAAUCCAGUGAACUUUACUAGGUUGUAUUCCCGCGGCUCAUGUGAUGCAUCACUUAUAAAAAAAUGCAAGUCCAGUAGAUUUUACCAGGUUUGACCAAGUUAUAGGUGAUUAAGAAUCCCAUUCAUAUGACUGUUUGUUUAAAUAAUUAUGUUAGCAGUUUUAAUGCCUAGGAUUUGCAAAGUUACCUGGUGAAUCACUGGCUUUUAAUUCCAUUCUAGUGGUGUGAAUCUAUCUUGGUUCUUAAUCUCUAUGAUUUGUAGUAACCAUUAAUCUCAUUUGGUCGGCUCAAGCCGACCAUUAAUUCCUACAACUUUACUUUUCGAUUUCUUAAGAAAUCGGUAUAAUUGCACAAUGUACUCCAAACUUUCUAAUGGUUCAAUCAAUCUUUGUGAGAUGAACCGAAGGCGGUCUUUGCUCUCAAUGCUGGGAAUUUUCCGAGCACGAUUAAACCUGUUGAGAAGCAAUCUGUCUCCCUCCUGUUCAUAGAACUAAAAUUUUCCAGAUCCAGACGUUUAAUAGGAGUUCUCGCAUUAUCUAUUGUUGGCUUUGCUGAAUAGUUUAUGGUUACUUGAUCCCAGGCCAGAGCUUUGCAUUUUAUUUAACCAGUGUUUUUAGAAGUUGACUUUAAUGCAACGAGUGGGUUGAACUGGUGAUGGGAUUCACAAUCAUCAUGAACUCAUCUCCUGUGGGGACCCCUUACAUCUUUAAUGUGUCUUUCCCUCUUCUAAGCUCAAUACCAUUACGAUGUUUGAUAGUUGCAUGUCCCUCUUCUGGGUGACUCUGGGGAUUCCCAAACAGCAGACUUUUGGGAUGCCACAUGAGACUAAUUAAGCACCAUGUGGUUCAAACCCUAGUUUCUGAAUGAAAUGAAAAUCAUUUGUUUUCUCUUCUCCCAAGAUAGAUCGAUACCAUUUGGGGGAUAAGUAUUGCAUGAUCCCCUCCAAUCCUAAACUGCUUCAUGGAACCUUUUCUCAGCCAACUAUUGGGGAAAAAAAAGGCAGGCUGCCAUGAACUGAGCUACCUCAGAACAACUUACUGGGGGCUUGGGUGCUUCUGUCCCAUAAUUCCUGGCUUCCCACUUAGCUUUCUAGGGAUGGACUCUUGUGCCUGAGAAAUGAAAGAGCGUGGCACACUCUUUAAAGUGCCACUUCAGCGCCGGUAUCCCAUUCUUAUGACGCUAAUGAUUAUCUGAUGCAUCUUGACUACCUUGGCUAGAAUAAUGAAUUUAGGGAUAUAAAUGAUCCUAAAUUCUGGUUUCAGAGCAACAUAGCAGUCAUUUUUCGCUCUCGGAAGUUCUUCAUUCGAUUCCCUUCGUUCUGCGCAAAGUCUUCUCCAUGCUGUUCUUCAUAGCUGAAGCAUCAAGGGAUCCCCCGGUUCUUUGGUUUUAUUAUUAUGAACAGCUACAAUAUCUCUCGGUUUUAUCUAUUUAAAGGAAGAAGAAAGAAUGAUAAUUUCUUGAGAUCCAUUUCAUUUCUUUCCUUUUUCGGCAGACCUUUUAAACCAACGCUUGGACCUGGAUCACCCCCUGAAAAUUCUUCAAGAACAGUCGUCUUAUUUUAUCUUUAUUCACUUUUUAGUAUAUAAAUACAUUGGGACUUGUCAUCCGUUCCCUCAGCUUCCAUGAGACAAUUGCCAGGUUCCCUACGUACCAGAAGGUCUAGAAGCCAUUAUAUUCACCGCUGACGGCGACAUGAGGCAGGCUUUAAACAACUUGCAAGCUACAUAUAGUGGCUUCCGGUUCGUCAAUCAGGAGAAUGUGUUCAAGGUAAAAAGUAAAUAAAAAUAAAAUAAAAUAACCAGAAAUAUUCACCAGCCCACUUUCCUUCAAUUACUUCGUUCUUUUUUUUUUUGUAUCAUUUUCCCAACUUAUUUUUUUCAGGUCUGCGAUCAACCUCACCCACUGCACAUUAAGAAUAUGAUCCGAAACGUGAUAGAGGGGAGGUUUGACGAUGCCUGCGUGGGUCUGAAGCAGCUCUACGACCUCGGUUACUCGCCAACAGAUAUCAUCACCACCCUAUUCCGGGUCAUCAAGAACUACGACAUGGAGGAGUAUCUGAAAUUGGAAUUCAUGAAGGUAGCGUUCUCAUACGGAUCGAUCUCGUUCCUGGUUCCUUUCAUUUUAAAUAGGUUUUUCUUUUCUUUUCUUUUCUUUUUGUGACAUUGGAGUUCUUGAAUGUCGCAUUCUCAUAUGGAUCAAUGCUUUUCUUGGGCAUGUUUUAUUUGCCCUUGACCUUGAAACUGGAGUUAUUAGCUGGAACUUAAUUCUAUCCUUUGACUUUGAAUUUGGAGUUCAUGAAGGUAUCAUACAGAUCAAUAUCGUUCUUUGGCAUCUUUUACUUGAGCCUAGUAUACCUUUGACUUUGAAAUUGGAGUUAUUAGCUGGAACUUAAUUAUAUCCUUUGACUUUGACAUUGGAGUUCAUGCUGGUAGCAUGCUCAUACUGAUCAAUACCGUUCUUGGGCAUGUUUUAUUUGAGCCUAAUUUAUGUUUGACCUUGAAAUUGGAGUUAUUAGCUUGAACUUAAUUCUAUCCUUUGACUUUGAAAUUGGAGUUCAUGAAGGUAGUAUGCUCAUAUGGGUCAGUCUUGCUGUUGGGUUCCUUUUUAUUUCAACAAAGUGUUUAUCUUUGACUUUAAAUGAGAGCACACAGGAGACCGGGUUCGCCCACAUGAGGAUCUGCGACGGCGUGGGCUCGCUGCUGCAGCUGUCUGGACUCUUGGCGAAGCUGGCUCUAGUUCGUGAGACGGCGAAGCCAGCUGGAUCAUUUUGA